Molecule: messenger RNA, 1913 nt
Organism: Prorocentrum cordatum
Lineage: Eukaryota; Dinophyceae; Prorocentrales; Prorocentraceae
Source: the annotation of a GenBank genome assembly
AGCCUGGCUCAAGCAGCCUGGUUCAAGAGCAAAGACUCGCCAGUCCAUCGCUGCCCGCUGCCCGACGCACACUUGCGAGCGGCGCUGCGGCUGCCCUACUCGGCCUCCGCGCUUACAGCAUGUCCGCGCGCGAUGGUGGCGCGCUGGCCGCGCAGGUGGCCGCGCUGAAAGACUGCGCCAAGCAGGCGGUGGACAACGGGGAGUACGGCCAGGUUGUGAAGCUCGUUGCGCGGAUCCAGCAACUGGAGCGGCUGCAGCGGGUCGAGGCAAUGGGCGCGUCGCUGAGAGCUGUCGAGGAACGCGUGAGCGCACACAUCGCCAGCAUGGACUCCGCCCAGGCCGAGCUUCGCCGCGUCAUGGCCGCGCUGGCCGAGGCCGGGGCGCCACUGCCGCACGCGCCGCCAGAGAACGCGGGAGUCCCCGCGCCAGAGCCCGACGAGGCCGGGGCGCAGCAGUUACCGCACCUGCCCGAGUUGGAGGAGGUGGAAGUGACGGAGCGGAAGCAGGAGCUGUGGGAAGAGUUCGGCGGCCUUGAGCUUGACCCCGUGCUCGGCAGCGGGGCGGUUGUCCUGGUGGACGCGGAGUGGGUGGUGGAGCGGGCGGGCUCUGGCGGAACCCUCGAGCCGCGCCAGGCCUUGCCGCCGACUGCGUUCAUGCCCCACAGCGGGGUCAAAGCUGCCACAGCUGACACUGGCAAUCGCCAAAUGCCACUGCUGCACAUCGCUUGUGUCUCACAUUGCUGGUUGCAGGCUAAUCACCCCGACCCUCACGGCCACAACCUGCGCAUCCUUGGCCGGGCUUUGCAGCUGCUGUCCGCAGAUCGUCACCCUAAUUUCACUGGCCGCUGGGCAGUGUUCAUGGAUUUCUGCUGCAUCCAUCAGAACUGCAGGGAUCACGAGGGUGCCCCUCAGCUGCACACGUAUCAGCGGCUCGAAGUCGAAGGGUCAGAGUGCUUUGAGGCCGACGCAAUCGGCAAAUUCGAGCGCGAGCGUGAGCUCUUCAAGGAGGCCCUGGACAGCCUUGGGAGUUUCUACUCCCACCCUGCCACAGUCGUAUUCAUGCUGACACGGUUCCCCGAUGAUUACGACAAUCCUGCAGCAUACACCCGAUCUGGCAACACUGCGCCUUAUUUCGACCGCGGCUGGUGUUUUUGCGAGUCCUCAUGGGCAAUGUUGACGAAGCAUUAUACCCAUGUGGUGGAUCUCGGACAAGCCACUGGAGACGAGCGUGAAUAUUAUGGCCAGUUCGGCUCUGACGUUUCGCUGGUGCACACGUGCGCCGCAGGGCGGAAGGCGCCCGCCUUGCCCGACGCUGUCGAAGCGGAGCUCCACAGCAAGGGCUUCACGAACGGCAAGAACGAUCGCCCACGGGUUGCCGAGCUGUACCGGUCGGCGUUCGCGCAGCGCUUCGAGUCCGCAGAGCUGCUGAGGUACGCGAGGCUGGGAUGGGGGGACGAGCAGGUCAGGCAGGUGGCCGCGGUGCUUGCUUCGGGCGCCGCGCCGCGCCUGCAGCGGCUCUACCUCUCCAGCAACCGCGUGGGGGACGAGGGCGCGGCCGCCCUGGCGGAGGCCCUCCGGGCCCCGGGCGCCCUGCCGCGCCUGCAGCGGCUCUACCUCUUCGACAACCGCGUGGGGGACGAGGGCGCGGCCGCCCUGGCGGAGGCCCUCCGGGCCCCGGGCGCCCUGCCGAGCCUGCAGGCGCUCGGCCUCGACGGCAACCGCGUGGGGGACGAGGGCGCGGCCGCCCUGGCGGAGGCCCUCCGGGCCCCGGGCGCCCUGCCGAGCCUGCAGGCGCUCGGCCUCGACGGCAACCGCGCGGGGGACGAGGGCGCGGCCGCCCUGGCGGAGGCCCUCCGGGCCCCGGGCGCCCUGCCGCGCCUGCAGGUGCUCGGUCUCGCUGGCAACCGCGUGGGG